Messenger RNA from Etheostoma spectabile (orangethroat darter), 941 nucleotides. RefSeq names its product glutathione S-transferase A. NCBI's taxonomy places the organism in Eukaryota, Metazoa, Chordata, Actinopteri, Perciformes, Percidae. The record is from RefSeq and is a predicted model, not a curated record. The coding region runs from base 107 to 778 and encodes 223 amino acids. The transcript is spliced from 6 exons.
AGCUUGUUAUAAAACCAGGCAUCUGCUACGCUUCUGCUUCACUCCUCGCUUCUUCCACCACUCACAACCGCAAGUGCUGUCAGGUGUAGCAGUCGACUCUAAAAUUAUGGCCAAGGAAAUGACUCUUCUGUGGGGCUCCGGCUCUCCUCCCUGCUGGAGGGUGCAGAUUGCUCUGGAAGAGAAGAAUUUGCAGGGCUACAACCAAAAACUGCUCUCCUUUGAGAAAGGGGAGCACAAGUCUAAGGAAGUCAUGGACAUGAAUCCCAGAGGACAACUUCCUGCCUUCAAGCAUAAAAGCUAUGUCCUGAAUGAGUCCUGCGCUGCCUGCAUCUACCUGGAGAGCCAGUUCAAGUCCCAGGGAAACAAGCUGAUCCCUGACUGCCCAGCUGAGCAAGCACUGAUGUACCAGCGCAUAUUUGAGAGUCUCACACUCAACCAGAAAAUGGCGGAUGUUAUCUACUACACGUGGAAGGUCCCUGAGCCAGAGAGACACGACUCUGCCCUAAAGAGAAACAAAGAGACUCUGAGUGCUGAGAUCAAGCUGUGGGAGGGAUACCUGCAGGCAACCGGACCUUUCCUGGCAGGAAAGAACUUUUCACUGGCUGAUGUGACAGUUUAUCCAUCCAUUGCUUAUAUCUUCCGUUUUGGGCUAUGUGAAGAGCGUUACCCUAAACUGGCAGCUUACUAUAACUCUCUGAAGAGCAGACCCAGCAUCAAAACCACCUGGCCUCCUACCUGGUUGGAGUCCCAGGGAUCGGACAUGCUGAAAGACAUCUGAGAAUCAAAUGUGUUAUAUGUAACUUCUACUUGCAUUGCACUACUCUAGCCUACAGCAUUUUUAUUAUACUUAGCAAUAUGCAUUUGCUGUUACUGUGUUAACUUGUAUUAACAUUAAUGUGUUUGUGACUUAAACAGCUGAUUCUUUUGGGGUUGUAAAGAAA